Messenger RNA from Cynoglossus semilaevis (tongue sole), 822 nucleotides. Its product is annotated as T-cell immunoglobulin and mucin domain-containing protein 4-like. Bases 101 to 805 code for a protein of 234 amino acids. Lineage: Eukaryota; Metazoa; Chordata; Actinopteri; Pleuronectiformes; Cynoglossidae. The record is from RefSeq and is a predicted model, not a curated record. Gene Ontology annotation, molecular function: phosphatidylserine binding; protein binding. Gene Ontology annotation, biological process: cytoskeletal rearrangement involved in phagocytosis, engulfment; apoptotic cell clearance. The transcript is spliced from 4 exons.
CCAAACAUCAUGUGAUUUGGAAACAUUUUAAAGCUGCCACCACUGCGGUCUGGUCUAGUGUCACUCCACAGGGGAACUCUCAUCGAUACAGCUUUGUAAAAUGACUCCUUGGGGGGCGAGGUUUCUUCCUUUGUGCGGCAGUCUCCUGUUUCUCCUCCAAGACCAUGUGUCCUCAGGGAACAUCAUCGCCGCAGUUGGAACAGAUGUUACUCUGAGGUGCAACUACGAUGCUCAGAAGUACGGACGGCUGUAUGGUUGUUGGGGCCGAGGGGCCAUUCCUUCAAGGGGCUGUGCCAAUGAGGUGAUCAGGUCAGACGGGAUAUCAGUGGUCAGCCGGCAGUCAGAGCGCUACCUGCUCAUGGGUGAUAUUGUUGAGGGAGAUGUGUCCCUGACCAUCAGGCAGGUGGAGGAGAGCGACUCUGGGAUUUAUGGGUGUCGGGUGGAAAUUCCAGGAUGGUUCAAUGAUCACAAGCACGAGCAGAAACUGACUGUAGUGGCAGUGCCACCUAGUCCCCUGAAAGUGGAAGUCAAGGAAGUGAAGGAGAGAACGGUGACGGUUCAAUGGAGUCCAGUGUUCAACGGUGGCAGACCUAUCACAUCCUACAUGGUGCAACUGAAAAACAAUCAAGCAUUUUGGAAUACUGCAGUAGUAACUGAACUCCACAAUCCUGCCUUGACUCAAGUUAUGUUGAUGGGUUUGCGUCCGGCCAAGACCUACAACCUCCGUAUGUUUGCCCACAACAUCAUCGGCCAGAGCAACAGCAGCAAUGUCCUGACGAUCACAACCAAAGAAGCAGGUACUUAGUUAGUUUUUAUAGUUUG